AUGAUAGGAAGCCUGAUGUAUCUCACUAUCACCAUACCCGACUUGAUGUUUGCUGUCAGUUUGGCAAGUAGAUAUAUGGAAAGGCCUACUGAGCAACAUCAGCAGGUGGUCAAAAGAGUUAUGAGGUAUCUUAAUGGAACUACUGGUCUAGGAAUUCUGUAUAAGAGGAGGGGAAGUAGAAAUCUGGUUGCCUACACAGAUAGUGACUAUGCAGGAAAUGUUGAUGAUAGGAGGAGCACCUCUGGAUAUGUUUUUCUACUAGGGGAAGGUGUUGUUGCUUGGUCUUCUAAGAAGCAAGCAGUUGUUAGUCUCUCAACAGCUGAGGCUGAAUUUAUUGCAGCAGCUUCUUGUGCUUGUCAGUGCAUUUGGCUGAGAAGAAUUCUUUUCUCACUUGACCAUUUCCUAGACAAGUGCUCACAGAUUCACUGUGACAAUAGCUCAGCCAUCAAGCUUUCAAAAAAUCCUAUCUUGCAUGACUUGGUAGAUAAGCUAGAACUGCAUACUGCAAGUUCAGUUUAA
Messenger RNA from Lotus japonicus, 519 nucleotides. RefSeq names its product secreted RxLR effector protein 161-like. The record is from RefSeq and is a predicted model, not a curated record. The transcript has 2 exons. NCBI's taxonomy places the organism in Eukaryota, Viridiplantae, Streptophyta, Magnoliopsida, Fabales, Fabaceae. The coding region runs from base 1 to 519 and encodes 172 amino acids.